Molecule: messenger RNA, 1140 nt
Organism: Penicillium manginii
Lineage: Eukaryota; Fungi; Ascomycota; Eurotiomycetes; Eurotiales; Aspergillaceae
Product: Zn(II)2Cys6 transcription factor domain-containing protein
Exons: 1
Coding region: 1-1140 (379 amino acids)
Biological process (GO): regulation of transcription by RNA polymerase II
Molecular function (GO): zinc ion binding; DNA-binding transcription activator activity, RNA polymerase II-specific
Source: RefSeq, a predicted model, not a curated record
AUGCCACCACGAAGGUCUCAUACAAAGUCUCGAGCUGGCUGUCAGCAAUGCAAGACUCGACGCAAGAAGUGUGACGAGACUGGUCCUCCCUGUAUGAACUGCAGUCCUCGAAACUUGGAUUGCAAAUAUCCAGGUACUGGUUUUCAACAUUCCCAUUGGAGCGACCAAGCUCAGGAAAUUCGACAAGCACAGGACGAAAAUCCGACACCCCCGGGAAAGCCAUCUGGAGACAGUUCCACCAAGCGAAUGAGAGAGCUGGGCUUAAUGCAUCACUGGUGCUUGAAAACAUAUCGCAGCUUUUCUCCCGAGUUGAGCGAUAUCUUUCAAAACUACACUGUACAGCUGGCAAUGAAUCACGAGUUUCUGAUGGACUCACUACUUGCAUUUACAUGCUUGCAUAUCGCAGCCGAAGGGACCGAAUUCGUUCCACGGUCUGCAUCGAUCCUCGAUGAUGCGCUCAGGUAUCAAGAAAGAGCUCUGCCUGCUUUUCGGGCCAAGCUGGUGCAAAUCUCAUCAUCAAACUGCGAAGCGCUUCUUCUAUGCUCUAUGAUAAUGAUGGCUUUUGCAGCCGUAUCUCCCUUUUUCGAUGCUACCAACGACAGCGAAACAAAUAAGGAUUCGGAGACUGGUCAUACAAGCCUUACGUCAAUAUUCUUCUUUGUAAAGGGAAUACACUCCGUCAUUGAAAGUUCCCAGCCCUGGCUUGAUAAAAGUCCCUUAAAUUCCGCGAUUCAACUUUAUCCUAAGGAAUAUUGGACCGCGUCUCCUCCAACAGGUAGCGCUAUCCCGCCUGAACUGAGAAGUCUAUGCGAUCAUACAAGCUUGCAGUCCCGGGAAAUUUAUGCGAGAGCUAUUUUAAUGCUAGAAAAUUGCUCUGAAAGAGAUAAAGGGAUGACUCUUGCAUGGGUUGUUGAGGUUGGCGAGGCCUUUGUGAGCCUAGUUCAAGAAAAAGAGCCACUUGCCUUGUUGAUAUACAUCUGUUGGGGUGCACUUAUUGGCCGCUCGAAGGAUUCGUGGUGGGAAACAUUAGCGGGACAGACAGUUGUCAAAAGAUUGAAAUCAUUGGUUUCUAUUGAAGAUGAAGAGACAAGUGUCGUAUUGAACUGGGCAAGCGAGAGGAUAGCUUCUGAAAAGUCAUAG